Messenger RNA from Chaetura pelagica (chimney swift), 601 nucleotides. RefSeq names its product bisphosphoglycerate mutase-like. The record is from RefSeq and is a predicted model, not a curated record. Gene Ontology annotation, biological process: glycolytic process. The annotation marks the transcript as partial. Lineage: Eukaryota; Metazoa; Chordata; Aves; Apodiformes; Apodidae. The transcript has a single exon. Gene Ontology annotation, molecular function: intramolecular phosphotransferase activity.
AUGGCUAAGUACAGACUUGUUCUCUUGAGACAUGGGGAAGGAGCCUGGAACAAGGAGAAUCGCUUUUGCAGCUGGGUGGACCAGAAGCUGAGCAGUGAUGGGAUAAAGGAAGCUCAGAACUGUGGCAAACACCUCAAAGCACUGGGCUUCGAGUUUGACCUCGUCUUCACCUCUGUACUCAGGCGCUCCAUCCAGACUGCAUGGCUCAUCCUGGAAGAGAUGGGCCAGGAGUGGGUCCCCAUUCAGAGUUCCUGGCGACUGAAUGAACGUCACUAUGGUGCACUGAUUGGUCUCAACAGAGCAGAAAUGGCACUAAAUCAUGGGGAGGAGCAAGUGAAACUAUGGAGGAGAAGCUAUGAUGUUACACCACCUCCCAUAACUGAAUCUCAUCCUUACUAUGAAGAAAUCUACAAUGAUCGCCGGUAUAAAUGCAGUGAUGUCUCUCAAGAUAAUCUCCCAAAGGCUGAAAGUCUAAAAGAUGUGCUUGAUAGACUCCUUCCCUAUUGGAAUGAAAAGAUAGUGCCAGAACUGAAAAGUGGCAAAAUGAUCCUUAUCUCUGCUCAUGGUAACAGCAGCAGGGCAUUGCUGAAGCAUGUGGAAG